Molecule: messenger RNA, 2666 nt
Organism: Drosophila busckii
Lineage: Eukaryota; Metazoa; Arthropoda; Insecta; Diptera; Drosophilidae
Gene: GLS
Product: glutaminase liver isoform, mitochondrial
Exons: 7
Coding region: 142-2340 (732 amino acids)
Biological process (GO): L-glutamine catabolic process
Molecular function (GO): protein binding; glutaminase activity
Source: RefSeq, a predicted model, not a curated record
GCCAAAGAGAACGCAUGUGCAAAGACAGACACACGCAAAAGUUAAUACAAGAUACAUUCAGUUUUCAGUUUGCCGAGCAUUUUUAGUGCUGUAAGAAAGCGUAUCUAAAACAACAAUUUCCAGUUACAAGUGUAUGUGAUAAUGUUUAAAGGUGUGCCAACGCUGACGCAACUGAAUCUACGUUUGCUUAAUGCCAAAAAUCCGCGCACUUUUGCCAAUGGCCUAGUGCUGCUGCAGCAAGAGCAACGCAACAAAGCAACAUCGGCAAAAACAUCGUGGCAGCAACUGGAGGCUGAUGCCAACCACAGCAAAGUCGAUGUGGAUGUCUACAGCCAAGAGGAGCUAGUAAAGCGUGCCAAGUUUGGACACACGGGCAAGGAGGUGCAGCAGAAAAUAGCAGCUGAGAAAAAGCUACGCACACCGCCGCUGUUGAAUUUGGUUUUUGCCAAUCGAAAGUUAUCCUUCUACGAUCCCGCCUCUGGUCCAAAGCAAAAGGAGCGUCAUGACAAACUCUAUCUGCGACGCCACUAUUCGAUGCGGCCCCAUCGCGAGCAGGAACAGCGCAAUGCAGAGGAUGUGCUCUUUGACAUGUUUGCCAGCGAGGAGACUGGACUUAUUUCAAUGGGCAAGUUCCUGGCCGGACUGAAGACCACUGGCAUACGUCGCAAUGAUCCGCGCGUGCGUGAGCUUAUGGACAAUCUGAAGCGCGUGCAUAAGCUGAACAACUAUGAGACGGGCAGCUCGGCGGAGACGCAGCAUCUGAAUAGAGAAACCUUCAAGGCCGUUGUGGCGCCCAACAUUGUGCUCAUAGCCAAGGCAUUCCGUCAGCAGUUCGUCAUACCCGACUUCUCCAGCUUUGUCAAGGACAUUGAGGAGAUCUACGGUCGCUGCAAAGACAAUACACUGGGCAAGCUGGCCGAUUACAUUCCCCAACUGGCGCGUUACAGUCCCAACAUGUGGGGUGUCAGCAUUUGCACAGUCGAUGGGCAACGCUAUUCCAUAGGCGAUGUGGAGGAGCCUUUCACCUUGCAGAGUUGCAGCAAGCCGCUGACCUAUGCCAUUGCCUUGGAGAAACUGGGACCCAAGGUGGUACAUUCAUAUGUGGGUCAGGAGCCAAGUGGACGCAACUUUAAUGAACUGGUGCUGGAUCAGAACAAGAAGCCGCACAAUCCCAUGAUCAAUGCAGGCGCCAUACUCACCUGCUCCUUGAUGAGCGCGCUCGUCAAGCCGGACAUGACCUCCGCUGAGAUUUUUGACUACACCAUGAGCUGGUUCAAGCGUCUGACUGGCGGCGAGUACAUUGGCUUCAACAAUGCCGUGUUUCUCUCAGAGCGCGAGGCGGCCGAUCGCAAUUACGCCUUGGGCUUUUAUAUGCGCGAGAAUAAAUGCUUUCCCAAGCGCACAAACCUGAAGGAGGUCAUGGACUAUUACUUCCAGUGCUGCUCCAUGGAAACCAACUGCGAGGCCAUGUCGGUCAUAGCCGCCAGCUUGGCCAAUGGCGGCAUUUGUCCCACCACCGAGGAGAAGGUCUUCAGACCCGAGGUUGUGCGCGAUGUGCUCUCCAUAAUGCACUCCUGCGGCACCUAUGACUACUCUGGACAGUUUGCCUUCAAGGUGGGUCUGCCUGCCAAGUCUGGCGUCAGCGGUGGCAUGAUGCUGGUCAUACCCAAUGUGAUGGGCAUCUUUGCCUGGUCGCCACCACUGGAUCAUUUGGGCAACACCGUGCGUGGUCUGCAGUUCUGCGAGGAGUUGGUCAACACUUUCAACUUUCAUCGCUACGACAACCUGAAGCAUUUGUCCAACAAGAAGGAUCCGCGCAAGCAUCGCUACGAAACCAAAGGACUGUCCAUUGUAAAUCUGCUGUUCUCAGCUGCAAGUGGCGAUGUCACUGCCUUGCGUCGUCAUCGUCUUAGCGGUAUGGACAUCACGCUGGCGGAUUACGAUGGACGCACAGCUCUGCACCUGGCUGCCUCUGAGGGACACUUGGAGUGCGUCAAGUUCUUGUUGGAGCACUGCCAUGUGCCGCAUAAUCCCAAGGAUCGCUGGGGAAACAUGCCCGUUGAUGAGGCCGAGAACUUUAGCCACUCGCAUGUGGUGGAGUUCCUCAAAUCCUGGGCAGAGAAGGCCGGCAACGCACCAGCGGAAUGCACGCCUGAGGCUGUCAUAAGCAAAACCCAAGCCGAUGAGGAAAUCUGCAGCACCAGCGAUCUGGAUCAUAGUAUCGCCAGUAGUCCCAUACCGUCCCCAGAGCCAGAAGUUAGAGCCACCAGUCCUGUGCCCUCCGAGGCCGGCAGCACCGCCAGCACUGUGAGCGUGGACAAGACCAAGCCGGGACUUUAAGCUGACCUCAUUUACAUACAUACCUGUAGAAUCUCGCUUAAAUUAUUUUUGCCUAGGCAAUUAGUUAAUAUAAUUUUAGUUAGCGCGCUGGUUUAUCUACAUACCAUAUACAUACAUACAUACUUAAUAUAUAUAUAUAUAUACAUACAUAUUCGCAUAGUUAUGUUUCAUUGUUGAAAGUAUAUAGCGGCAUUUGUAUUUUGUAGAUUUAGUUAACAAAUUUUAUGAAACGGGCAUUUGUGUCCCACUGUGCGCGCAACGCAACAAUGACAAUAAAUGUAUUAAAUAUUCUAUAUAAAUGACAAGCAUUAAUGUUGUAUAAAUGU